AAAGAAAGUCAUCUUUAUGAAAUCAAAGAAACUGCAACGCCUGUGGCCCAUCCUGUGAAGCGUCCUUAUACUGGCUUAUGCUGCGCAGGUUGUACUCCGUCUAGUAGGGAUUCUUUGGUGAAUAAAACCACAGAAAAUUCACCUCUAAUAAAUGUGCUUGAACAAAACUUUUCGCCGCAACAAAGCGGUUUAUUCUAUCGGCUAUUUCCUCAUCUUGCCCAAUGUUAUUCGAUAAAAAAGUAUGAUUUUCCGCAAGUCGCCGGAUUAAUAUUGAAAGAGCCCAGACUGAAAAAUGCGAUCGAACAGACGGCUCUAGAGCACUUCGAAGAUGUAGACACAAACGACGACGAAAUUUACAAGCAGUUGCUGAAAACAAACGAGAACAGAGCCAAGAAAAUUCUGAAGGAUAUGCGAUCCACGCUGUCGGACUUCCUGUUAAGGUUUACUUCGUGGGUGUUAUAUAAACUUCUUCCGUGCUUUCUCAGUUCCGUGGUGGUGCACCACGGUCAGGUGGAAAUGCUGAAAGAAGCUAGCGAAAGCGGACAUCCGCUAAUAUUCUUGCCUUUACACAAAUCGCAUUUAGAUUACAUCCUUAUUUCCUUUAUUUUAUUAAACAAUAACAUCAGAUCGCCACUUGUUGCAGCGGGAGACAAUCUUCGAAUUCCAUUUUUUGGAUCACUUCUGCGAGGUCUUGGUGCGUUUUUCAUUAAACGCCGAAUAGACCCGAUAAUGGGUCGAAAAGACCACGUUUACAAGACUGUUUUGCACACUUAUAUGAAUGCUUGUCUUCGAGCGGGUCACAACAUUGAAUUUUUCUUGGAGGGAGGCCGCACAAGAACGGGUAAACCUUGCAUGCCCAAAUAUGGAAUUCUAAGUGUCAUCCUGGAUGCUUUUAUGGACGGGACCAUCGAGGACGCGCUCCUGGUACCUGUCAGUGUCAAUUAUGAAAAACUGGUCGAUGGUAACUUCGUUCGGGAACAACUGGGCCAACCGAAAGAGAUGGAAACGUUCGCCGCUGCUAUUAAAGGAAUCUGGCACGUUCUUAAUAGUAAUUAUGGCAUGAUGAGGAUUGAUUUUCAUCAACCAUUCUCAAUGAGGGAAUUGGUCAGAACUUUUGAUACAACUGGUAAAGUACAUCAAAUAAACGGCAUGGUGAAGAAGCUAAAAUCAAAUCCUUCAACGACCAGUUUGUACGGAACAGACGUUGUUUCUGACAAACACAAACCAAUUGUAGAAAAGAUUUCAAAACAUGUUAUUUAUGACUGUGGUAACAAUACGGCUGUGAUGUCGACGAAUGCUGUGGCAUUUUUACUGCUCAAUAAAUUUAGGGAAGGAACCAAAAUAGACGAUUUAGUUGUAGCUUUAGAUGAAUUAAGAAAGGAACUGAGGAGUUCUAACGUUGAUGUGGGUUUUAGUGGGGAUUCUCUAGACGUAAUUCAUUAUGCGAUAGAAUUAUUGGGCCCUGCAGUAAUCAAGAGAGACAAGGUGAAUAACGAAGAGAUAAUAAAGCCAGUUUCUAUGUUACCAAAUGUUAUAGAGUUAGCGUAUUACAGUAACGUGGUUUUACCGUAUUAUGCCCUUCAGUCGGUUGUCGCUUUGGCCCUCAACAAUUGCUGCAACCCCCAAUUCGCGUACAUCUUCGAAAACGAUCUUGUUGAAUCGUCGAUGGACUUGUGUGAAAUUCUACAGUUCGAGUUUAUUUUUCACAAACCGUGCCAAAGUUUAGACGUUUGCAUUUUGGAUUGUGUCGAUGAUUUUAUUGUUAAGAGGGAAGUUUUGCAAAGGGAUAAUAUUAAUUCCCAAGAUUUGGAAAGAGGCCGGAGACUAGCACAAGAACUUUUCGAUGAAGAUGACGUGUUGGAUGGUGAAGAAGAGGGUGAUAGAGGACAAAACAUGCCGAAACUUCUAAUCAGUUCGGAGGAAUUUGCCAAGGGGACACUAGAGUUUUUACGCAAUCUGCUUUUGCCUCUCAUAGAGGCUUAUUCGGUAACAGCUUUCUGCUUGGAGAAGCUCGUUGGUAGAUCUAUGCUUGAAGGCGAUCUUGUCAAAGACGUUGUAAAAGAAAUGAGGCGGCAGGUCGACAGCGGAGUCCUAAAGCAUGAAGAAUGUGUGUCGAGUGACUCGGUAAAAAAUGCCAUCAAAUUAUUUCAAAAGUGGGAGGUUUUAGAGUGCCACAGUGAACAUAAACUUAGGCUUUAUUAUCUUAAAGAUAUGUAUGACGACAGUGAGGCGAUUAUUGCGAUUAGACAGAGGAUUGACAAAUAUCGAUUUGUAAAUGAUUCCGAAUGAUAACUAUAAGUAUAAAUAUUUUAAAUCUCCGAAAGAACUAAUCGUCACACAGAAAGAGUUGUUUUUCACAACAUCUAAUUAAGAAAAAAUAAAAACAGUAGAAUAGGAAUAUUUUAUACAAAACACUAAUAAUAUAAUUUUAAUGGCUACGUUGAGAACGUGAUUUUUUUUAUAAGCGAAUGAAAUAAAUAAGGCCAUACCGUAAUUAUUAAGAGAUUAUUUGUAGCAGUAGGAACAAUCAGUUGGUGCAGGAGAAAUUAGCACUCAUUAUUAUGUUCGUGUAGAAAUGAUCUGUGAUACAAAAAAGUCCUAUGAUAAUUGACAAUAAAGGCGUUCAUUUUUA
This is a messenger RNA of Agrilus planipennis (emerald ash borer), 2632 nucleotides long. It is a transcript of the gene mino, whose product is annotated as glycerol-3-phosphate acyltransferase 1, mitochondrial. Gene Ontology annotation, cellular component: mitochondrial membrane. NCBI's taxonomy places the organism in Eukaryota, Metazoa, Arthropoda, Insecta, Coleoptera, Buprestidae. Bases 409 to 2289 code for a protein of 626 amino acids. The transcript is spliced from 9 exons. The record is from RefSeq and is a predicted model, not a curated record.